GGGCGGGGCGCUGCGGCCGGCCGUGAGGAAGGGGAGGGGAGGCGCCGCGCCGGGUCGGACCGAGCAGCUUCCCUCCGCCGCCCCCGCCAGUCCGGCCAUGGCGUACGGUGGCCUGACGGUGCCCAUCAUCGUAAUGAGCGUUUUCUGGGGGGUGGUCGGCGGCGUCCUGCCGUGGCUCGUCCCCAAGGGGCCCAACCGCGGUGUUAUCAACACAAUGCUGGUGACAUGUGCUGUUUGCUGCUACCUGUUUUGGCUGAUUGCGAUUCUGGCUCAACUCAACCCUCUCUUUGGGCCGCAGUUAAGCAAUGAAACAAUCUGGUAUCUUAAAUCUCACUGGCCUUAAGGAUGUCUAUCCUCUGCUGCAAUUUAUUGACUAGGUAAAGAAGAGAUUUCCUCCAGAUGAAAAACUCUACUGACUCAAAGAUGCCCUUAACGCAGUUGGUUGGAUACCAAGUCUGCAUUAAUGCCUUAACCUUUCUAUUCUGCUUCAAAUGGCUUGUUCAAAGCCCUAUAUUUUUUCCUACUAUACCAUUUAACAGUGUGCCUAAUGCAAUUUAUACUUCUCUUCGGUACUGUAAAUUUUUGUCUGUUAACUUCAGAUGCGAUGAAAAUUUCUGAAGUUUUUAUGGAUCAUAGACAACUUUCCUGUUCUUUUUACUCACUCCGUAGGAACACUGUAUAUAUCUCACAGGUCUUAAGUUGUCUGUUGCUGUGCUGUUGACCCCUGUUCUGUUUGACUGCACUUGAAAAAAAAAGUGUGCAAUGAAGCUGUAUGAAGAGAGGAGAAACAGUGGUGCCACAUGUUGAUGGCACUUAAUUUUUAGAAUGAGUUGUAUUCUUGGGAAAUUUGGUCUUAAAUUUCUCAUGCCGGGAAAUAAAACUAAUCCUCUGCUUUAUACAAAA
Messenger RNA from Grus americana (Whooping crane), 903 nucleotides. RefSeq names its product ATPase H+ transporting V0 subunit e1 (gene ATP6V0E1). The record is from RefSeq and is a predicted model, not a curated record. Gene Ontology annotation, biological process: proton transmembrane transport. The coding region runs from base 98 to 343 and encodes 81 amino acids. Gene Ontology annotation, cellular component: proton-transporting V-type ATPase, V0 domain. Lineage: Eukaryota; Metazoa; Chordata; Aves; Gruiformes; Gruidae. Gene Ontology annotation, molecular function: proton-transporting ATPase activity, rotational mechanism. The transcript is spliced from 4 exons.